Molecule: messenger RNA, 2823 nt
Organism: Oryzias melastigma (Indian medaka)
Lineage: Eukaryota; Metazoa; Chordata; Actinopteri; Beloniformes; Adrianichthyidae
Gene: fshr
Product: follicle stimulating hormone receptor
Exons: 14
Coding region: 211-2277 (688 amino acids)
Biological process (GO): follicle-stimulating hormone signaling pathway; male gonad development
Cellular component (GO): membrane
Molecular function (GO): follicle-stimulating hormone receptor activity; thyroid-stimulating hormone receptor activity; protein binding
Source: RefSeq, a predicted model, not a curated record
GCACGAAAACACCAAAACACCUCACAUUUCCUGCGCCUGAUUUGGCUUUGGAUUCUCAAGGGGACAGACGGAUAGCCAGACGAAAACGUUCACUUUGUUCUGGAGCAUGGGCUGCAGGAAAGAGCCUACCUCUGCAAGAGCAAACAUGAUUUGAAAAGAGUGAUUUGAACUCUUAUCUUUUGCUCUUUGGGAGAAAAGCUGACUGAAAGUAUGCUGGUGAUGAUACAGAUGAUGCUGGUGUUGUUCAGGUUGCAGACGGCAGGCACUUCUUUGCCUGAAACAGAAUUAGAGGAUGACUGCUUCCAGGUGGAAUUGGGGUUCAACACAUUUCUCAGGAGCAUCUCCAGAAACUCCACAGUCCUGAACAUAAAUCGGGAAAAGAUCUCAGCGAUCCAUCAGGGCGUCUUCACUGGUCUCCAGCACCUGGAGAAACUAACCAUAUUAGACAACGACAAGCUGCUGAGUAUUUGUCCGUCUGCCUUUGUAAAUCUCCCUCGGCUCUUCGAUGUCUUGAUUUCUCAGAACAUGGCUUUACAGAAAAUAGGAGCCUUGGCGUUUUCCAAUCUUCCAGCAUUGACAGUAAUAGAAAUAACCAAGUCAAAACACCUGACUUCCAUCCACCCAGAUGCUUUCAGGAGCCUUGUGGGCCUUCGCCGUUUAAUCAUCACCAACACGGGUUUGAGGAUUUUUCCGGACCUCUCCAAGAUCCACUCUUCCGCCCAUGGUUUCAUGUUCGACCUGCAGGACAACAUCUACAUUCAGGCGAUCCCUGCCAAUGCCUUCAGGGGCCUCUGCACUAAAACUGUUGAAGAGAUACGGCUAACCAGAAAUGGCAUCAGGGAGGUGGCAAGUGACGCCUUCAACGGAACAAAGAUGCACAGAUUGAAUCUGAGAGGCAACAAACAGCUUACUCACAUCAGCGGCGAGGCCUUUGUGGGUUCCAGUGAGUUGGUGGUGCUGGACAUCUCUGAAACAGCCAUCAGCUCUCUGCCUGAUAACAUCAUCGGUGGCCUGAAGAAGCUGUUGGCAGAAUCUGCUUAUCACCUGAAAAUCCUUCCUCCCCCUCAACAGUUCACCAAACUGCGCUCGGCUAAUCUGACGUACCCCUCGCACUGCUGCGCCUUUAAAAACAAGCAGAGAAGCAGAUCAAAGUGGAACCCACUGUGCAGCCACCCCAUGGCAAAAUACAUCACUGACUUCUAUAGCGGGGAGCACUGUUCCAACUCUACCUCCAUCAGCUGCAGCCCAACGGAUAACGACUUUAACCCCUGUGAGGACAUCAUGUCCCCGGUCCCUCUGCGGGUCCUCAUCUGGAUUAUCUCCGUCCUCGCCCUGCUGGGAAACGCUGUAGUUCUCCUUGUAUUGCUAGGCAGCCGCUCCAAACUGACUGUCCCUCGUUUCCUCAUGUGCCACUUGGCCUUUGCUGACCUUUGCAUGGGCAUCUACCUGGUCGUCAUAGCAACCAUAGACAUGCUGACUCACGGCCACUACUACAACCACGCCAUCGACUGGCAGACAGGCCUCGGCUGCAGCGCAGCAGGCUUUUUCACGGUAUUUGCCAGUGAGCUCUCUGUGUUCACGCUAACAGCCAUCACGGUGGAGCGCUGGCACACCAUCACACAUGCCCUGAGACUCGACCGCAAACUUCGCAUGAGGCAUGCAUGUGUCAUCAUGGCGGCGGGCUGGAUCUUCUCCUCACUCGCCGCGCUGCUACCCACAGUCGGGGUCAGCAGUUACAGCAAAGUGAGUAUCUGUCUGCCCAUGGAUGUGGAGUCUCUGGCUUCCCAGGUUUAUUUGGUUUCUCUUCUCCUCCUGAACAUCCUGGCCUUCAUCUGCGUGUGCGGCUGCUACCUAAGCAUCUACUUGACCUACCGCAAGCCCUCAUCAGCGCCGGCUCACGCCGACACCCGCGUGGCUCAGCGCAUGGCCAUCCUCAUCUUCACAGACUUCCUCUGCAUGGCUCCCAUCUCCUUCUUCGCCAUCUCGGCUGCCCUGAAGCAUCCGCUCAUCACGGUGUCAGACUCCAAACUCCUGCUGGUCCUGUUUUACCCCAUCAACUCCUGCUCCAACCCCUUCUUGUACGCCUUUUUCACCCGUACUUUUCGCCGAGACUUCUUUCUCCUUGCAGCCCGCUUUGGCUUGUUUAAGACUCAAGCGCAGAUUUACCGGACGGAGACUUCCUCCUGCCAGCAGCCAACUUGGACCUCUCCAAAGAGCAGUCGUGUGAUGUACUCCUUGGCCAAUACGCUCAGUCUGGAUGGGAAACAAGAGUGCUGAUUGUCAUCCAACUAUCCACCAGUACACAUUUAAGUGGAUCAUUCUGUAUUUAUUCCUGUUGUAGCCAAAAAGGUUAGAACCACAUAUGGCUGAUUUUCAUUUUAUGAACACUAAAGUUUGACAAAUUGAGCUGCUUUUAUUUUAUUGUUUUAGUGUAGAAAACUGCAUUGAUGCUUGAAAUGACAUCAAGUCUCUCUUUGAGGAUAUUAUCUUGUUUUCUUUUGUGCAAAUAUUCAGCUAAAAGUGUGUUUGCUAACCUUUAACUUUACACUAUCUCAAUACAGGAAGUGCCUGCUUUUAUUUUGAAACCACAUAGACCACCACUAGAGUGCUGAAAAAUUAGAACUAAACUGGGUCAUAGAGUGAUAAUAUUUUGUAAAUUUGCUUAGCUGGGUUGACGUGCCAGAUGGGUAGAGUUUCAGGGCUAAUGGGGGCCGUAAGGAGAAGUAAACUCAUAAUUUUUAUUUUUUUUCAUCUAAUAAACAUUUUCCAUCUGGAGUCCCAUUAAAAAUGAACUAGUUUUACUACUACAGGUUAAAAAUACUA